This is a messenger RNA of Talaromyces stipitatus ATCC 10500, 717 nucleotides long. Its product is annotated as NAD(P)H-dependent FMN reductase LOT6, putative. Gene Ontology annotation, molecular function: FMN binding; oxidoreductase activity. The coding region runs from base 1 to 717 and encodes 238 amino acids. Gene Ontology annotation, cellular component: cytosol. NCBI's taxonomy places the organism in Eukaryota, Fungi, Ascomycota, Eurotiomycetes, Eurotiales, Trichocomaceae. The transcript is spliced from 2 exons. The record is from RefSeq and is a predicted model, not a curated record.
AUGAGAAAAGCCCCAUCCGACUGCGCAGCCGACCCUGCAGCCGACCCUGCAUUUACCAAACAUGGGCUAUAUCAACCAAUUCUGUCGAACAAAAUGAGUCCUCUUCAAAUUGCUCUUAUCCUCGGUUCUACUAGACCCAAUCGUAUCAGCCCUCUUGUUGGCAAUUGGGUCAAGACAAUCCUCGAAUCGAGCGGGACUUCGAGCCCACAAUUCUCAAUAUUAACAGUCGAUAUCCAGACGUUCGAUCUACCCGCUUUCAACGAGUCCGUCCAUCCCGCGCUGAUCAACGACCUAUCAAAAUUCACUAGUCAAUCUGCGCGAAACUGGAAUCAUGAAAUUGCAAAGUACGAUGCAUAUAUCAUUAUUUCACCAGAAUAUCAUGCGGCCAUUCCGGGCUCCCUUAAGAAUGCGUUGGACUUCUUGUAUCAUGCCUGGACCGGAAAGCCAGCGAUGAUUGUGACAUAUGGCAUCAUGGGGGGUACCUCUGCCAGCGAGGGACUUCGUGUGAUUCUCGAGAAUGGGUUCAAGAUGAAAGUGUCUUCAUUCGCGCCUAGACUUGAAUUUCCUGGUCGAGAUCCCACGAAGAAUAAUUCAAGCCAGGCGUUGAUCGAAGCUAUGCAAGGAAAGUUGUCUGUUGAGACGAUGAAGUUUUGGGAGGGUAAAAAACAGGAGAUUUUUCAAGGAUUCAAGGAAGUAUUGGAAUUUGUUGCAAAGUAG